This is a messenger RNA of Drosophila kikkawai, 886 nucleotides long. It is a transcript of the gene Prosalpha2, whose product is annotated as proteasome alpha2 subunit. The record is from RefSeq and is a predicted model, not a curated record. Gene Ontology annotation, cellular component: proteasome core complex; proteasome core complex, alpha-subunit complex. NCBI's taxonomy places the organism in Eukaryota, Metazoa, Arthropoda, Insecta, Diptera, Drosophilidae. Gene Ontology annotation, biological process: ubiquitin-dependent protein catabolic process; proteasomal protein catabolic process.
CACUCCGACAACCAUUUGCUGUGUCAUUUUUGUUUCUGUGCAAAGUAAGUCGGCUUUUUUAUUCUACAAAUAACAUUACUGCUGCUCAGGACCGUUAAAGAUGGCUACUGAACGCUACAGCUUUUCCCUGACCACGUUCAGUCCUUCGGGCAAGCUCGUCCAACUGGAGUAUGCCUUGGCGGCGGUGUCUGGCGGAGCUCCCUCCGUGGGCAUUAUGGCAUCAAACGGCGUCGUCAUUGCCACCGAGAACAAGCACAAGUCACCGCUGUACGAGGAGCACAGUGUCCACCGCGUGGAGAUGAUCAACAAGCACAUUGGCAUGGUCUACUCGGGAAUGGGUCCGGACUAUCGCCUGCUAGUGAAGCAAGCCCGCAAGAUCGCCCAGACAUAUUACCUCACCUACAAGGAGCCUAUUCCGGUGUCGCAGCUGGUGCAGCGCGUGGCAACCCUUAUGCAGGAGUAUACCCAGUCCGGUGGCGUUCGUCCGUUCGGCGUAUCCCUGCUGAUCUGUGGGUGGGACAACGAUCGCCCCUAUCUGUACCAAUCCGAUCCCUCGGGCGCCUACUUCGCCUGGAAGGCCACUGCCAUGGGUAAGAAUGCUGUUAACGGCAAAACUUUCCUGGAGAAGCGUUACAGCGAAGAACUGGAGCUGGAGGAUGCUGUUCACACCGCCAUCCUGACUCUGAAGGAGGGCUUCGAGGGAAAAAUGACUGCCGAUAAUAUUGAAAUCGGAAUCUGCGAUCAGAACGGUUUCCAGCGUCUGGACCCGGCCUCAAUCAAGGACUAUUUGGCCAACAUCCCCUAAGCCCUAAGCGCCCCGCUAAGAGAACCCCAAGCUAAGCUUUUUUGAUAACUACGGGACAUUAAAAACAAAUAAAAUUUUCAA